Molecule: messenger RNA, 4704 nt
Organism: Varroa destructor (honeybee mite)
Lineage: Eukaryota; Metazoa; Arthropoda; Arachnida; Mesostigmata; Varroidae
Cellular component (GO): plasma membrane
Molecular function (GO): protein binding
Source: RefSeq, a predicted model, not a curated record
UUAAGCAGAUCAUACGAAUACUUAGAUAAAUACAAAUUUCUUAAAAUUUGUGUUGCUACAUUGUGUGAUAGAUAUAACGUUACGAAAACCACUAGUGAGAAUUUUUCCUACAAGAAAUUAUCAUCACUCUUAUUAUAGUUAUUGUCAUCGGUGUUCGUGACUUGCCAAUCGAGACGGACGAGAAGGCUGUUAAGUAUUGAAAUGCCGUCAAUGAGCCAGCUUCAACGUAGUUGAUUCUACCGGGUCAUUGUACUUGUACUACUCUACUUUCUAAACGUAUAUCUGGAACUUGCUGAUGUAAAACAAUGGAUAUAGCAAUCUGUUCAACAACAGCUAAACUAGUGUUAUUAAUAAUAUUAGCAGCCGAUGAUAAUUUCUUUUUGUGUUUUAUAUCUUCUAAAAUACGUCACUUUUCUAUUUUACGCAAGCAGGCUCUGUCUAUCAUAGGAUAGAAACAAGCUAUAUCAGCUUUGUUGAAAUUUACAGGAAGUUGUAAAACGUUUAGCGUAGUAGUAGCGGCGCCGCUAGUUUCAUUAGCAAAGGAAAUAUCAUGACCUUGUGCGUUCGAGAUAAUUCUCACUUUGGCGGUGUUGGUGUUUUGUUAUCAUACGUUGGAUGCGUGCGCACGGGAACGCAUACAUACAGACCACCAUUUUGUGGCAUGUUAAAGUGGUUGCCGACGUCGUUAACACUGACACUUCCUCUAUUUUACCAUCACCUUCCUCCUCCCCCCACUUUUCCUCAUCUGCUCUAAAAGUUCCUGUUUAUUUAAAUGUUUGCCUAUUCGUCAUCGCUAAGAGGCCACCUCUGGCUGUUCUUCUACUUUGAGGUAUGUGUAACUCUUUUCUCUCGCGUGCGUUGCAAUCUUUUGCCUAGCAAGUUAACACAACAGGAACACUCCAGUCCUGGCACUGCGGAUUAUAGAAUUUCGGACGGCAACGUUUCUAGAAGGCCAUCAGCUGCGAGCUGUCUUCCCUAUAAGUCCGAUUUCUCUUUUACUUGUCUUUUUCCUUCACAUCCCCUACCAUCUUCUUAGAACCCCGUGUCGCCCGCCAAUGUUCCUCUUCGCCUCGAACGAUCUCUCGGCGAAGCACUCCGCAAUGCGGUCGCUCGUUUCGGUUAUACUGUACGGCGCCCUGCUCAUUGCAGUUGCCUUACCAGGUGCACGAGCUGGGCCUAGUAAUCUCUGCGAUCUGAGAGCGGACCCGGACGGCGUGCAGUGUGAAUGCAACGAGCAUAGGGUUGUUUGCGAGGUUACCUCUCCUAAUGCCACGUUUACAUCCUACCGAAGCCAGCUACAACAGGAGGCAUUAAAAAAACGUCGGGCUGCAGAAACACUUGAUGAGUUGGUGCUCCAGUCUUCUCGUAACGAGUCCUUUUUAAACGAAGUGCCCAGGGAUAUCUUAAAAGACCAGUUUCGUUUUAAGAACAUUUCUAUGGCUCGUGCCAAUUUAGGCCAUCUUGUAUCAGGAGCAGUUACAGGAACGCGUUUCCUUAAAAAACUUAGCCUAACCGCAUGCGGUAUCAGUGGACUUUUCCAAAACGCCAUUUCCAAGCUCCAGAAUCUUCAAGAUCUUGACCUCUCACAUAAUCAGAUUACAAUUAUUAGCUUUGGAGCACUUAAGGACCUACCGUCACUGAAGUACCUUACGAUAGCGCACUCUGAGGUAGAGAAUAUCGAGCCUCACGCAUUCGUUGAACUCACAUCGCUUGAGAAGCUUUCUCUCAAGGAUAACGAGAUUAAAGAAGUAGACAAUCUGCUGUUUACUGGAUUAUCAAAUUUGCGAGAGGUUGAGCUUAAUUAUAAUUACAUUCAAAAAUUGGACGACGAUACGUUCAGAGAUCUACCCCAGCUGCGGAGCGUCGACCUGAGAGGAAACUCUUUAACCACCAUUACUGAUAGCACAUUCCAUGGAAUGCAUAAUCUCAACUAUUUGAGUUUAUAUUAUAAUAAUCUUCAACAUUUGCCAGUGGGCUUUCUUAAAGACUCUCCUGAUCUCAAAGAACUCAACCUUGAGAAAAAUAGAUUGCAAGUCGUUACCUUGGAUAUGCUUCGUGGACUAAGGGCAAUUCGAUCUGACUUCACAUUACGCCUUAAAUCCAAUCCAUUAAUUUGCUCAUGCAAAUUGUACUACUUAACUGAACUCCGUAAACGACGGACAAAUGGUUUAAAGGAUGACCACCAGGAACCGUCCGAGUUCAAGAAUCUACAAUGCCGGCAGCGUAUGGUUGACCACGACGAGCCCCGAUCGUUCGACCAGUAUCUCGCAACGCUUCAGUGCGUAGAGGACCCAACGCUCAGUGAGCAUAUCGUCGAUCAGGCUGUCGUGGCCGGAGUACACACCAUGCCGCAGCCCUCGAGGAUCACGCUGUUCCUUGCACAGGUGUCAACUGCUCUGACAUCGUGUCUAAUUGUUCGAUGGCUACAUCUGCACUGAGCUAAUCUAGUUAGCUCAUAUAUGUACAUCUUAUCUUUAAUUUCUUACUGGAAGCAAUGGCCGUGUUUGCUUUGCUCCAAUCAACUAGCCAAGUUCGAACUCCGAAUGGACAUCUUUGUUGGUACCUUGGCAGCGAAACGUACGCGUACGUAAUCCGUAAUUCGAUCAUAAGACACGUGCAAAAGCAGCGCGAUUCCAUGCUUUUGGCGUUCGUCAUAUUCACUCAUUUUGCACGUCGUCGGCGAAUUUAUAAAACGCCGCACGCUUCCGAUCGAAAGCGUCACCACAAGUCAUUAUACGUGGAUCUCUGUUCGAUGUUAUUUCUCUGCGGUAAUUUCGCUUUUACUCUCCAGAACGAACAUGGGGACAGGGAAAUGCAGUUUAAUAUAAAAUGAAGAAAACAAUGUACUAGCUCGACUCUAGAAGAGGACCGAUGGGCGACAGAACAAGACGAUAUAUGUAAAGACACGGAUGCUACGCAGGUCUGAAAAAAUUUACUAGACAUAGACAACGAGAAUCUGCUCUGAAUAAUUUUACCGACUUUUAUAAAUUUUAACAAGUAGUAUAUUAUACGUUCAAGACACAUGUAGCGGUGAUGAAUGAAUGAAGAGAAACCUAGAUUAUAUGUGUAUAUACCUAUAUAUACAUGCACAUUUGCACCUAUCUACGUUGCUCUUUGUUCAUUUUACGAAGGUCUGUUUUUUAGAAACGUCUUCAACUGCCGCGAACUGCGUUACUGCACAGUGGGUCAGCACAGGUGCAAAGAAAAAAAACUCAUAGGUGUGAUAGAUAUCUACUGAAAAGUAAACGAAUAUCUAGUACAUAUGAUUAGAAUACAUUUUUUAGAAGAUCAAGCUAAGCUAAAUAAGGACAUAGUAUAUAUAUAUAUAUAUAUAUAUAUAUAUAUAUAUAUAUACAUAUAUAUAUAUAUACAUAUAUUUGAAUGAAUGAUAUAGUAUUAAUUAAUAGGAAAACCGUAUGAGAAGCGGUGGAUGCAUGCUAUACGCAAAUAAUGGGCCAUAACGAGACAAGACCUACGGCCGCGCAGGAUCUCGGCAAUGUAGGAAAUGUUUUUUUAAUCAGAAUAUGCUAGGCAGGCUAAGAAAUAGAAGAUCGGAAACAGUAGCGAACGCAGAGCGCUCGCUGAUAUGAUACACUAAAAAUAGCUGUACAUUACUUUUAGAUAACGGUUUCUAAUAUAAAAAAAAUAGCCUAUGAACUGAGGAGACUGGUAGUGCACGUCUGUAUGCUGACUCUGUUGUUAAGCAGCGAAUAAGAGAAAGGCAACGUUGAGUAAAAGUUACUCGGAACUCGAAACGCGUUAAGUCGAUUUUGUAGCCCAAUUGUAAACGCAAGCAGAAAAAGCGGACGGUAGAUAAGAAUAGAUCAUAUCAAGUGGGUAGGAAACGUUUUUGACGUCUCAUGGUUAAGAUUCACCAAAACAAGACGAAGAUAACGUACCGAACGAAAAUCAGAAUGGAAUAGUAGCUACUGUGCAUCAUGUGUACAUAAAAUGAAACGCUAUCAUUGGACCUUGUUUGUUCCGCAUUUGGCAUUUACGCAGGAGGAUUCAUUUAAAGAACACAUGUAAAGCGUAGAAAUAAUGACAGGGCGUGACACUGGGAUGAAAGAGGUGUGUUUAAGGUGGGACAUUGGUUUGGGCAGAAAUUUUGUGAGUGAUGUGGCCUGAAGGACCCAUGACGGCAGCAAUGGUUUACAUUGCUCUUCUGAGGGACGGCCCUAGCUAUUUUGGUCGUAUGCUCGAGCAAGUAUGUGCCUAUACGUGCGCACGUAAUUUCGAAUCUGUUAGAGACAUUUAACUUCAUAGAGGAAAGGCAAGACAACAAAAUAGUUCGAUCUUAUAUCACUAAGGACAGCAGAGUGUAUCACGCGGAGAGUGAAAAUAUAUUAUGAAAGGAUAUUAUUACCUGGUCGAUCAUAUUGUCGACUAGUAUAUUUAUUCUAGUUAGGUCUAGGAAUAAAAAAAGGGAAGUAAUAGUAAAGUAAAAAGCUGAUGUGAACAAAUAAAGGGUUCCUAUGUUAUUCAAAAAACUAGGCUUAUAUAACUCUCUUAUCAUUCAGCCAUCUAUAAUAGUUUUAUCAUUCAGAUGUCCAUAAAAUAGUGACAAGAUAGUUGUCUAACACAGCGUAUUCUUAAAAACGAGGAGACAGAGUGAGAUCCUUACAAGGAAACAAACGACAUUUUUGAGUAAUUUGUUAGCCGACAAAUCAACGUAGACAGGCAAACUUAAUGAUUUUUUAGUUG